Sclerotinia sclerotiorum 1980 UF-70 is the source of this 1725-nucleotide messenger RNA. RefSeq lists its product as hypothetical. The transcript has a single exon. Gene Ontology annotation, molecular function: protein binding. Bases 1 to 1725 code for a protein of 574 amino acids. NCBI's taxonomy places the organism in Eukaryota, Fungi, Ascomycota, Leotiomycetes, Helotiales, Sclerotiniaceae. The record is from RefSeq and is a predicted model, not a curated record.
AUGCAGAAAGCGGGAUUACAUUUGGGAGGGUCUACGUUGUUGUUAUACAUAGAAGCUGUCUUCGUAGAAGGAGACCCGAAGGCUGCAAUUGAACUAUGGAGAGCUGCUGGGCAGAGUUUUUUUGAACAGCAAGAAAACUACAACCUCUGGGAUCAGUAUUUGGAGCUUGGAACUCGGAUGUUUGCUGAGAACGGCGACAUUGACGAAGCCCGGAAGGCAGCAUCUAUAGUCAUCCAGAGAUCAACUGAUCCCACCAGCGCUCGGAUACUUAUUCACACCAUACAAGGCUGUUUGGCUUCAACAAUCGCAAACCGCACUGCUGAAGCUUGGGAUAUCUACCUUGAAUUUCGAGGACACAUGGGGUCGCGUAUGGAGAUGGAGGACUACGAUGUUAUCAACGGGCUUUUCAUGGGGGCUGGCAAGCCCGAUGAAGCAUUAGCAGUCUUUAAAGACAUGAUGCUUACAAAUGAUCCAGCUGCUUUAAAGCAUGACUCAAUGAUAGCACGAGAUUAUAAUCAUUUCCCAUUGAUGUUGCACAACAAAUUUUUCUUCGGAAAAUGGAUCAAAAAGCUCAUUGGCAAUGGCGAUCUUGACGAAGCCAGUAAAGUACUUGACCUCAUGCGAAAUCUUGGAGUCUGCCCGGACGCCAAGUUCACGAACGGACUUAUAGGUGCUUGGUUUCGUUCGGGCAAAUUAAGGAAUCGAAAGCUGGCUGAGGAAAUGGGUUGGUCAAUGAUUGCUGCAAGACUUGAUUUUGUCAAAGCGCGAGAGCAAGGGGUUAAGGGAUUGUUACUUCCUUUGAGGGCUGUAGAGGGGACAAACAAGCAAGAGUACAAACAUGCCAGCUUUAACCUUCUCCCUGCUGCUACAAUCGAGACAUUUUCAAUUCUUGUGGAAGAAUAUGUAAAACGACAGAAGCACGAACAGCUUUUGGAUCUUUACACAACCUUAAGUAAAGCAAAGAUCCCGGCAAAUACUAACUUCAUGAACACAGUGCUCAAAGUUGACGCUAGAUUCUCUUUGGACACCAAACAGAUUUAUCAUACCUUCGUCGCAGACGGAGUAAAGCCAGACAUUACGACGUUUUUACACUUAUGGCACAAUCUAAAACAACGGAAUAUGCAAAGACAUAAACGCCAUAAUUUUUUUGGUACCAGAGAACUGUUUGCAGAAAUGAUGACAUGGGUCAAUAAGUUGAAGGCAGAGUUGGGUAAAGACGAUCUACCGAUGGAGCUUUAUAACUUAAUCAUAAUGAACUUCGGCUUGGUAGACGAUCAAGCUGGAUCUGCAGUUGCUUUGCGUGCCAUGCAAAGGUACUUUGGAACAUAUCCUACGGAUGAUACAGCACGCAGCAUUAUUUUGCAAGUAACAGCUGUUGGUACUAUAACUGGGCCUCUGGUAAGGCGGCUCAAUAUUAAUAAGGGUACUAAGGAGAGGGUGCGACAGGUUACGAAAGUUCUAGGAUUGCUACAAUCGCAAAGAGCUGAGGCUUUGGCGAAGCUGGGAAUAAAUUAUGAUGACUUGAAAGGACAAGCAAAAUCAGAAGAGGCGUUGAUUUUACUAUCUGACCUCCUACGUAUCGUUACGCUACAGGUCAAUAGUGGUCAAGACGGACGUACUGAUGUCGUCAAAUCAUCCAAAAAAGCGGCGAAGGCGAUGGGUGUUCCUGAUUGCAUUCCUUGGAUUGUAUACAACACAGCAGAUGAGGAACUGCUGGAUGUGUAA